This is a messenger RNA of Eucalyptus grandis, 1835 nucleotides long. Its product is annotated as metal tolerance protein 4. The record is from RefSeq and is a predicted model, not a curated record. Gene Ontology annotation, biological process: transmembrane transport; monoatomic cation transport. The transcript is spliced from 7 exons. Gene Ontology annotation, molecular function: manganese ion transmembrane transporter activity. The coding region runs from base 335 to 1540 and encodes 401 amino acids. Lineage: Eukaryota; Viridiplantae; Streptophyta; Magnoliopsida; Myrtales; Myrtaceae. Gene Ontology annotation, cellular component: membrane.
CCGGCAGAGGCCAGCACAAGGCCACUACUUCGUGGCGAUCCCCAUUUAAUUGCAAGGCAACAAAAAGAACUGGUCGUAAAUAUAAUAACACGGGGUCCCGAAAAGGCAAGUUAACGGCGGACGAGGACGACGACAAAGGGCGGCAAUGGCCUCCUCCUCCACCACUCGGUGUAGAUAAAAAGCCACCGUCUCCUCCUCCCUCCUCCGUUCCGUUCCGUUCCGUUCCCUCCGUCGUCGUCUCUCUCUCUCUCUCUCUCUCCGUCGGGCGUUCGGUCGGUCCCCGAGCUUCGGCUAUUUCGUUGUUUCUCUUCGAGGCGGGCGCCGGCGGGAGGUCAUGGAGGAUGGGGACGCGAAAUCGCCGCUGCUGUCGUCGAGCGGGGGGCGGAGGAGCGGGAGAUCGCUCCGCCGCAGGAACUCCGUCAACACUCUCAGGACGGAGUUCGUGGCGAAGCUGCCGCUGAAGAUCCGCUCCGGCCUCGACGUCGAGACCGACCCGCACGACAUCGAUCUCUCCAAGACCGAAGGCCUGAGCAAAGCGGAGAAGGAGUACUAUGAAAAGCAACUCGAGACCUUGAAGUCCUUCGAAGAGGUGGACGCUUUGGUGAGCAAUGGUGAAGAAGAUGAGGAGGAUACGGAGGAACAAGCGCAGCAUGAAAGAGCGAUGAAGAUAUCAAACUAUGCCAAUAUUGUGCUGCUGGCGUUUAAGGUAUAUGCAACAGUUAUGACUGGAUCAAUAGCUAUUGCAGCAUCUACAUUGGAUUCUCUACUUGAUCUCAUGGCUGGUGGCAUACUUUGGUUCACACACCUGUCGAUGAAGAAGAUAAACAUCUACAAAUAUCCCAUUGGAAAAGUGAGGGUGCAACCGGUAGGAAUAAUCGUCUUUGCAGCUAUCAUGGCUACCCUAGGCUUUCAGGUACUGGUCCAAGCUGUAGAACAGUUAGUCGAAGAUGAAGCUACCGCAAAGAUGGAUACAAGCCAAUUGAUAUGGCUAUACUCAAUCAUGUUAACUGCUACUGUUGUAAAACUUGCUCUCUGGCUUUACUGUAGAAGCUCACCAAAUGACAUUGUCCGUGCCUAUGCGAAGGAUCACUACUUCGAUGUGGUAACAAAUGUAGUAGGUCUCGCCGCAGCAGUCCUUGGUGAUGAAUUCUACUGGUGGAUUGACCCUGCUGGCGCUAUUUUGCUUGCACUUUACACCAUUACCAAUUGGUCUGGAACAGUCAUGGAAAAUGCAGUUUCGCUCGUAGGACAAACGGCGUCUCCAGAAGUCUUGCAGAAACUAACUUACUUGGUGAUAAGACAUCCUCAGGUCAAGCGGAUCGACACUGUCCGUGCUUACACCUUUGGCGUGCUUUAUUUUGUGGAGGUCGAUAUUGAACUUCCGGAGGAACUGCCUCUGAAGGAAGCCCACGAGAUAGGGGAGACCCUCCAGAUAAAGCUCGAGAAGCUGCCGGAAGUCGAGCGGGCGUUCGUUCAUCUCGACUAUGAAUGUGAACAUAAGCCAGAGCACAAUGUUGUGAGCCGGCUUCCGAACAACUAGGUCCUGAUACUCAUUAUAUGCUCCCGAAUCUGGGCGGUGAGAACAUCGCCGUUGCAAAUGGAAGAGGAGAAUUUCUUCCCCAAGUAGGAAGUACUCGUCGGACAAUUCGUUUGCUUGGGGGGUACUGGAAAUUUUGUUGAAACAGAAGGCGGGAUGUUGAAUCCUGCAACCGAGUCUUUUCCCCGGUAUCACAAUUUUACCGUUUCAUUUUUUGAGACGCCGGUUUUCUUUUUUUCCUAUUGUUAAUGAAUUUCUGCAAGGUUUGAUUAAUGUUAAAAGCAGUUAUUGAGGAAAA